AUGCGAGAACUCGUCCACAUUCAGGGUGGCCAGUGCGGAAACCAGAUCGGUGCCAAGUUCUGGGAAGUCAUUUCCGACGAGCACGGCGUGGACCCCACGGGCUCGUACCACGGCGACUCGGACCUGCAGCUGGAACGCAUCAACGUGUACUACAACGAAGCAACGGGUGGACGCUACGUGCCUCGUGCUAUUCUCAUGGAUCUCGAGCCUGGCACGAUGGACUCGGUCCGCGCUGGUCCGUACGGCCAGCUCUUCCGUCCGGAUAACUUUGUCUUUGGACAGACAGGGGCUGGUAACAAUUGGGCCAAGGGACACUACACGGAGGGUGCGGAGCUUAUUGACUCGGUGCUGGACGUUGUCCGCAAAGAGGCUGAGAGCUGUGACUGCCUACAAGGUUUCCAGUUCACGCACUCGCUCGGCGGUGGUACCGGCUCUGGUAUGGGCACGCUGCUUAUCUCAAAGAUCCGAGAAGAGUAUCCGGAUCGUAUUAUGUGCACGUACUCCGUGUGUCCGUCCCCCAAGGUGUCGGACACUGUCGUCGAGCCCUACAACGCUACGUUGUCGGUGCAUCAGCUCGUGGAGAACGCUGAUGAAGUCAUGUGCCUUGACAAUGAGGCCCUGUAUGACAUUUGCUUCCGCACGCUAAAGCUCACGACUCCUACUUACGGUGAUCUGAAUCACUUGGUGUGUGCUGCUAUGUCUGGUAUCACGACGUGUCUACGUUUUCCGGGUCAGCUGAACUCAGACCUCCGCAAGCUGGCCGUGAACUUGAUUCCGUUUCCACGUCUUCACUUCUUCAUGAUUGGGUUCGCUCCGCUGACGUCGCGAAGCUCGCAGCAGUACCGUGCGUUGACGGUGCCCGAGCUGACGCAGCAGCAGUUCGAUGCUAAAAACAUGAUGUGUGCCGCCGACCCUCGCCAUGGCCGCUAUUUAACUGCCGCGUGUAUGUUCCGCGGACGUAUGAGUACGAAGGAGGUGGAUGAGCAAAUGCUGAACGUGCAGAACAAGAACUCGUCGUACUUCGUCGAGUGGAUUCCCAACAACAUCAAGGCUAGCGUGUGUGACAUCCCGCCCAAGGGGUUGAAGAUGAGUACCACCUUUAUCGGUAACUCGACCGCAAUCCAGGAGAUGUUCAAGCGCGUGUCUGAGCAAUUUACGGCCAUGUUUCGUCGUAAGGCUUUCUUGCACUGGUACACUGGUGAGGGCAUGGAUGAGAUGGAGUUCACGGAGGCCGAGUCCAACAUGAACGACCUCGUGUCCGAGUACCAGCAGUACCAGGAUGCGACCGCAGAGGAAGAGGGCGAGUUCGACGAGGAUGAGGAGAUGGAUGAUAUGAUGUAA
This is a messenger RNA of Peronospora matthiolae, 1341 nucleotides long. NCBI's taxonomy places the organism in Eukaryota, Oomycota, Peronosporomycetes, Peronosporales, Peronosporaceae. The record is from the annotation of a GenBank genome assembly.